AAGCAGUAACAGUUCAGUCAGUGUUCCACAACAAGUUGUUCGAGUUCGAGGUACGAGACAGUCGAAUAAUAACGUUGGUUCGGUGUAGUAACAGUGUAGAGAGAAAGUUCCAAAAGUAAUGAAAACAACCGGACUUUAGCCUUUGCUGUGAAACAAUGUCUAAUUCUUUAUGUAAAUCUUCAGUGUUUAAAACUUAUCAAGAAGUUAUAAAUGAUGCUAUUGAAAACGUCCGAGAACAUUUUCUCGAAGAUGGUAUCGAUGAGGCAGUACUCCAGGAACUUAAAGCUUUAUGGGAGACCAAACUCGCCGCAACGAAAGCAGUUGAAGAAGUAAAGGAAACUGAUAAAAUAAUAGCUGUAAGUAAGUCUCAAAAGCUUCAACAACAACAUCAACAACAGAAUUACGUAAACCAAUUAGCCCAACAGCAACUAAAUAAACAAUUGGUAGGGCAGGUUCCACCUAACAAUCACAUACCACAAGGAAUAGCGCUUACAGAAUGGAGGAGGGUACCUGUUCAACUCACUAUCCCAUCUCCUCCUGGGUGUGGCACUGGAGAACAAAGAAUAUUAGGAAUCGAAGUUCCCGAAGUCUUUUUGCAAGGUCACCAUUUAAAAUCUAUCCUAACUGGUCCAAUUAUUAGUCAAACUCUUAAUCUACCUCUUAAUGCAGCAACUACUUUCUUACAAGAUCAAGUAAAUAACGCAUUUGUAAAACACCAACAAUCAACAAAUAUUAUAAACGUUAAUAUGGGUAUGAACCAGUCCAUCGUACAAACAGAUGGUUACGUAACAAGUGAGGAAGAAAACUGUGCAAGUAAUAAAUUUGGAUAUACCAAAAGACUAAAAAAUAAGUCGAUUUUUCAAUCCAAAAGAAAAACUCGACGGAAGCUUGAUUCUAAAGUAUUUAAAAAACAGCAAGAGUUAAAAAUUUAUCAAGGUGAUGGCACCAACAGUUCAUCUGAUGAAAUUGAUUUAGAUGAUGAAGAUGAUGAUGAAGAAAAUGAAAAUGACGAUGAUGAGGAUCUAAAUUAUGAUAUUGAGAAUGACAGUCAGGGUGCACAUGAAGACGAGCCGCUUAACUCAGAGGAUGAUAUAUCUGAUGCUGAUGGUACAGAGGAAUCCUUCGAAACUGAUAAUGUUAUCGUUUGUCAAUUUGACAAGAUUACAAGAGCAAGAAAUAGAUGGAAAUUUCAUCUAAAAGAUGGUAUCAUGAAUCUUAAUGGAAGUGACUACGUGUUUCAAAAGGCAAAUGGUGAUGCUGAAUGGUAGCGGUAAAACUGUUUAUUGCUUUAUUAGUAUCCUGAUAAUUUAAUUCAGAAAUUUACUGGUGAUAUAUUACUGUAAUUGAUAUUUUGAAAUUAUAUGUUAUAUUAGAAGACUAAGAAAUAUUAAAUUAUGUUAUAUUAUAUAUAUUUUAUAUAAUUGUUGUUUAUCCUAAUAAAUAUAAGAAGAAUCAUA
Anthonomus grandis grandis is the source of this 1457-nucleotide messenger RNA. RefSeq names its product transcription initiation factor IIA subunit 1-like. The transcript has 5 exons. Gene Ontology annotation, biological process: transcription by RNA polymerase II; transcription initiation at RNA polymerase II promoter. The coding region runs from base 156 to 1268 and encodes 370 amino acids. Gene Ontology annotation, cellular component: transcription factor TFIIA complex. The record is from RefSeq and is a predicted model, not a curated record. NCBI's taxonomy places the organism in Eukaryota, Metazoa, Arthropoda, Insecta, Coleoptera, Curculionidae.